Molecule: messenger RNA, 779 nt
Organism: Sorghum bicolor (sorghum)
Lineage: Eukaryota; Viridiplantae; Streptophyta; Magnoliopsida; Poales; Poaceae
Product: heavy metal-associated isoprenylated plant protein 47
Exons: 2
Coding region: 126-572 (148 amino acids)
Molecular function (GO): metal ion binding
Source: RefSeq, a predicted model, not a curated record
CCAGUCCCCACGCACUUCGUCUCUUUCUACGUGCAACAACGUAGGUACAGGGGUCUCACAAAAAAUCCUCGAUUACAUACCUUCACACCGCUCUGUGAGGGAGCCUCAUCGAUCAGCUAAGCAAAAUGAAGCAAAAGAUCGUGAUCAGGGUGUGCAUGUGCUGCGACAAGUGCCGGUCCAAGGCCAUGGCGCUGGCGGCGGCGACGUGCGGCGUCGACUCCGUGGAGCUCGACGGCAAAUACAGGGACGAGGUGGUCGUCGUGGGCGAGGGCGUCGACUCCGUCAAGCUCACCAGAGCGCUGCGCAAGAAGGUCGGGCACGCCGACCUCCUGCACGUCAGCGAGGUCGGCAUCAAGAAAGGACAACAAGAAGCCGUCGGACACCGCGGCGCCAUCCAACCCGCCGCCGUCGGCCAAACCCGCCGCCGCCAUCCAACCCGCCGACGCCGCCGACCACGGCGCCACCCAACCCGCCGACGCCGCCGCAGCAGGUCACCUUCGUCUGCCACCACUGCCACCCUGUCUGCUACGGAUACUACUCGUGCUACUGCUACUGCCACCGCCACUAGCUAGACGCGGCAAGGACGAGUGGAGACUGGAGACCAUAACGCAGAGACGACGCGUACCAACGGAUAGGAUCCGAGUAGUCCAUAUUUUUAGUUUUUCUACCAGUAAUCAACUCUAUAUGCGUUGCCAUGCAUGUAAUGUGCAACUUGUUACGUGGUUAUAUAAACCAGUACCUAGCUCGUGUCAAUAAUAAUGAUGUAACUAUAUUUGUUA